Lepus europaeus (European hare) is the source of this 615-nucleotide messenger RNA. RefSeq names its product transmembrane protein 244 (gene TMEM244). The transcript is spliced from 8 exons. NCBI's taxonomy places the organism in Eukaryota, Metazoa, Chordata, Mammalia, Lagomorpha, Leporidae. Bases 1 to 615 code for a protein of 204 amino acids. The record is from RefSeq and is a predicted model, not a curated record.
AUGGCAUAUAUUGCAGAAUGCAUUCAUGAUGGAAGUUCACAGGGGCAUGUGAUGGGAAAAGAAGUUUCAAAACACAGAUGUCGCCGAUAUAAGGAUGUGGCUUUCAGCACCUCCUUGACGUCCUAUGUGUACAUGGCCCUGCGGGUCAGAGUUGCUCCAACCAAGUUGCUCCACUGGAGGCGACAUCUUCCCAGAAAAUCAGGUCCGCUGCAGCAGGAACGCAAUGAAAAGGCGUACGUAGUGUUAAGGCAGUUUUCUCCACAGGUUGUGUUGCAGAACCUCCUUAUCUGUGUCAUCCUGUUCUACACUGUGUAUUAUGUAACUCUGAGCUUGUGCUGCCUGACGCUCAAGGUAUGUGAGUUGGAUGUUCUGGCACCAUUUGACUUCAAAACAACCCCUUCAUGGCUCAACACCCAUUAUAAAGUUCUUUUAGUGUCCACAGAAGUUACCUACUUUGUAUGUGGAUUACUAUUCGCUCUGGUUGUGGAAGAAUGGUUAUGGGAUUAUGCCAUUACAGUAACUAUUCUUCAUGUUGCCAUCACGUCAGCUGUUAUGUUGGAAUUCCCCUUGACGUCACAUUGGUGGGCUGCUUUAGAUAAUGAUGAUGAUGUCUGA